Messenger RNA from Botrytis deweyae, 726 nucleotides. RefSeq lists its product as uncharacterized. Lineage: Eukaryota; Fungi; Ascomycota; Leotiomycetes; Helotiales; Sclerotiniaceae. The coding region runs from base 1 to 726 and encodes 241 amino acids. The record is from RefSeq and is a predicted model, not a curated record. The transcript has 4 exons.
AUGCAAGAGUCAUUAUAUCAUCACCAAUACCCUCCGUCAAGACGCAACGUUGCACUAAACUUCAUCACUCAAUCGUCCCUACUCCACCUCCAACUUCACAAAGCGCUAAUUAUGAUACGAUACCCUCCCUACAUCGACAAUCGCCCCGUUUACAAAAAUGAACCUCAUAGAUACCAUACCGUUAAGUCCAAUGACCUUCACGGACCGAAAAUUUCGCGUCAGAGUUUCUCACCUUGGACCGACCUACCUAAUAUACAUUUCAAAACAAGAAAAGUAUCUAAGAUUCCUACUACACUAAAAAAUACACAAAUGCUUGCUUUACUAAAACAAAUACCAGAUUUCCUAAAAUCUCACCACCUCAUUCUCCUCAAGAAAAUCAAAUCAAAUCAAAUCAAAUCAAGCAUUACCUACUUUAAUGUAUCUAUCAUUCGAAUACUCCGUAACGCUAUAUCACGUAUUCGCUACAUUCUUUACUUCCUCACAUCUUCAGAUCGCAAGUCGGCUUUUGACAAAUGGCGCUCAGUAUCAAUAUCCAAAGAACCAAAAGAACCAAAAGAACCAAAAACAAAAGUCAUAACACUAGAGAGCCUUGAUGAUAGGCCCUUACAUGCAGCUCGCAAAAAAGUAACGAGAAUGUCAAGAAACAAUACUCAAGAUAGCAUUACCCCAAUCGACUCACAAAAAUCAACAAAUGGGGCAUACAAGAGACUUCAAGACCGAUCCUAA